Messenger RNA from Pteropus alecto (black flying fox), 4324 nucleotides. RefSeq names its product ADAM metallopeptidase with thrombospondin type 1 motif 13 (gene ADAMTS13). Gene Ontology annotation, biological process: extracellular matrix organization. Gene Ontology annotation, cellular component: extracellular matrix. The record is from RefSeq and is a predicted model, not a curated record. The transcript has 26 exons. Gene Ontology annotation, molecular function: metalloendopeptidase activity. Lineage: Eukaryota; Metazoa; Chordata; Mammalia; Chiroptera; Pteropodidae. Bases 1 to 4248 code for a protein of 1415 amino acids.
AUGCGUGUGGGGAAUUCUCACUUCUGCUUUCCUUCUCGGCUGCUGGGGACUCCCGGAUGUCCAACAGUGCCCCGAUUUGACGUGGCCCCGCUCACCUGCGUCUGCGAGGACAGACUCGGGGGGCCACCCUGUGGGGCCCCCCGCUGCUCCCUUCGUACCCGGGGUCGGCUCUUCACCUUCUCCUUCCGGCCGGAGCUGGGCCUGCUCACUGCCUCCUACACCAGCGAGCGUGUGGUGAACGCCUCCCUCCGGGAGCUGAGGGGCCCCCCGACCCGCUGCUUCACAGGAGGCCGCGUCCUGCUGCCCCCGGGCACGGCAGCCCGGGUCACCUACUGCUCCGGCCACUUGGAGGGCGACGUCGUGGUGGGUGCCGACAGGCUGUACAUCCAGCCGCUGAGGAGGCAGCAUCGGGAACGGGCGCCUCACGGGGGCGGUGGCCAGCCCCACCUGAUCCACAGGCGUGCCGCCGUGGUCCCGGGGGACUCCCAAGGCCGGCCUUCACCUCGCCCCCGGAAGCAUGAUGCUGAGGGGAGCGUCCUGCACCUGGAGCUGCUGGUGGCCGUGGGCCCUGACGUCUACCAGGCUCACGAGGAGGACACGGAGCGCUACGUGCUCACCAACCUCAACAUGGGGUCAGAACUGCUGCGGGACCCUUCCCUGGGGGCUCAGUUCCGAGUGCACCUGGUGAAGAUGAUCAUCCUGACACAGCCCGCGCCGUCCCCGCCCCGCCCCUCCCAUCCGCCCGUCCGUGGCUGGUCCAUCUUAACUGGCACCACCUCCACUCGCGCCCGGGGCCUGCGCUCCGACUUGGUACGGGCACCAGCUGAGAACCUCCCCCCCACCAAAUGCCCUCACCUCUCGCGCCCACCCGGUGUCCACCCGGGACCUGAGCCCGGGCCUUGUCGCAGCACAGGACGGGCGCGCUGCGUGUGGGACCCGCCGGGGCCGCGGUCCGGGCCCGCGGGGCGCCCUCCUCAGGCGCACCCAGGCCUCUACUACGGCGCCGAUGAGCAGUGCCGCGUCGCCUUCGGCCCUCCGGCGGUCGCCUGCACCUUCGCCAGGGAGGACCUCGACAUGUGCCAGGCUCUCUCCUGCCAUACGAAUCCCCUGGACCAGAGCAGCUGCAGCCGCCUCCUCGUUCCUCUCCUGGACGGGACAGAGUGUGGCCUGGAGAAGUGGUGCUCCAAGGGUCACUGCCGCUCCCUGGCGGAGCUGACCCCCAUGGGGGCGGUGCACGGGCACUGGUCUGGUUGGGGUCCCCCCAGUCCUUGCUCCCGCUCCUGUGGGGGAGGCGUGGUCACCAGGAGGCGGCAGUGCAACAACCCGAGACCUGCCUUUGGGGGGCGUGCGUGCGUAGGUGCCGACCUCCAGGCCGAGAUGUGCAACACCCAGGCCUGCACGAAGACCCAGCUGGAGUUCAUGGCCGAGCAGUGCGCGGAGACCGACAGGAAGCCUCUGCACCUGUCCCCAGGCAACACCUCCUUCUACCGCUGGGGCGCCGCCGUGCCGCACAGUCGAGUGGGCCAGCACCCUCCCGUGGCGCGCGCCCGGGCCUCACCUGCACGCCCCUCUGUGCAGACGUUCGGCUGUGACGGCAAGAUGGACUCGCAGCUGGUGCCGGACGCGUGCCAGGUGUGCGGAGGGGACAACAGCACGUGCAGCCCGCAGAACGGCUCUUUCUCGGGCGGAAGAGCCAGAGAGUACGUCACGUUCCUGACACUCGGCCCCAACCUGACUGGUGUGUACAUUGCCAACCACCGGCCUCUCUUCACGCACCUGGCAGUGAGGAUCCGAGGGCGCUACAUCGUGGCUGGGAACUCGAGCAUCUCUGCCAGCACCACCCACCCCUCCCUGCUGGAGGACCGCCGUGUCCAGUACAGAGUGACUCUCACUGAGGACCGGCUGCCUCGCCUGGAGGAGAUCCGCAUCCGGGGACCCACCCAGGAAGACAUGGAGAUCCAGGUUUACAGGCGCUACGGGGAGGAAUACGGCGACCUCACCCAGCCGGACAUCACCUUCACCUACUUCCGGCCGAAGCGGCGGCAGCCCUGGGCGUGGGCCGCCAUGCGGGGGUCCUGCUCGGUGAGCUGUGGGGCAGGGCUGCGCUGGGUGACCUACAGCUGUCUGGACCAGGCCGGGAACCAGCAGGUGGAGGCCGCCCUGUGCGGAGGGGACCUGAGGCCGGAGGCGUGGCCGGAGUCCUGCAACCCCCAGCCCUGCCCCCCGCACUGGGCAGCUGGAGACUUCGGCCCAUGCAGCGUCUCCUGUGGGGGCGGCCUGCAGGAGCGGGCGUGGCGCUGCGUGGAGGCCCAGGGCGCCGUCCUGAGGACGCUGCCCCCCGCCCGGUGUGCAGCGCUGGCCCCGCGGCCGGCCGAGGUGGACACCUGCAACCCCCAGCCCUGCCCCACAGGGUGGGAGGUGUCAGACGCUUGCUCGUUGGCCUGUGGAGCAGACCUGGCCACACAGAAUGUGACGUGUGUGCAGGGGGCAGAUGGCCCGAAGGCACCAAUGACAGCUGGGCCCUGCUCCACAGACAAGCCACCUGCCCUCGAGCCCUGUACGGAGACGGCAUGUCCUCCGGGCGGGGGCCAUCUGGACCCCCAGCCUCCGGGAGAGGGGACUGCAUCCCCAUUGGGCAGUGCCAGGCUGGGGGCUCGAGCUGCCCACGUGUGGACCGCCGUGGCAGGGCCGUGCUCCGUCUCCUGUGGCCGAGGCCUGAUGGAGCUGCGUUUCGUGUGCGUGGACUCUGGCCUCAGGACGCCGGUCCAGGAAGAGCUGUGCGAUGUGGCAAGCAAGCCCGAGAACCGACGGGAGGUCUGCCGGGCCGCCCUGUGCCCAGCCUGGUGGCGGUACAAGCUGGCGGCCUGCAGCGUGAGCUGUGGGGGAGGGGUCGUGCGCAGGAUCCUGUACUGUGCCCGGGCUCGCGGGGAGGACAAGGACGAAGAGAUCCUGCCGGAUGCCCAGUGCCGUGGGCUGCCUCGCCCGAGGCAGCAGGAGCCCUGUAGCCUGGAGCCCUGCCCGCCCAGGUGGAAAGUCACAUCCCUCGGCCCGUGCUCAGCCAGCUGUGGUCUCGGCACUGCCACACGCUCGGUCACGUGCAUGCGGCUCCACCAAGGCCAGGACACAGAGGUGGACGGGGCGGCCUGUGCAGCUCUGGCGCGCCCGCGGGCCAGCAUCCCCUGCAUCGUUGCCGACUGCACCUACCGGUGGCAUGUCAGCACCUGGACGCAGUGCUCCGUCUCCUGUGGGGAUGGCAUCCAGCGCCGGCGUGACACCUGCCUCGGACCCCAGGCCCAGGGGCCCAUGCCAGCUGACUUCUGCCAGCACUUGCCCAAGCCGUCGACGGUGCAGAGCUGCUGGGCUGGGCCCUGUACGGGGCAGGCGACACUCAGCCCGGCGCCCCCCGAGGAAGCUCCUGCUCCAGGCCAGACCACAGCUGCCGCUGCUGGUGCUGCCCCGGAGUGGCCCCAGCGCCGGGCCGGCCUCCUCUCCCCAGCUCCAGGGCCCCAGGAGAGGCCAGCGGAGUCCAGUGUCUGCAGCCGGCAGCACCUGGAGCCAACAGGAACCAUUGACAUGCGAGGCCCAGGGCGGGCUGACUGUGCGGUGGCUAUCGGGCGGCCCCUGGGCGAGGUGGUAGCCCUCCAAGUCCUCGAGAGUUCCCUCAACUGCAGCGCUGGGGAGAUGCUGCUGCUCUGGGGCAGGCUCAUGUGGAGGAAGACGUGCAGGAAGCUGUCCGGCUCGACCUUCCUCUCCAAGGCCAACACGCUGGUGGUGAGGCAGCGCCGCGUGCGCUCGGGAGGCGGAGUUUUGCUGCGGUACUCCAGCCGGCCGGCCCCUGGAACCUUCCACAGAGAAUGUGACGUGCAGCUCUUUGGACCCCGGGGUAAAAUCGAAAGCCCCUCGAUGAGUGCAGAUGGGAGGGACGCGGCAGGCUGCCGCAUCUUCAUCGACGUGGCUCCGACGGCCCGCAUCGCCAUCCACGCCCUGGCCACCCACACGGACACCGGCCCUGAGGGGACCGAUGCCAGCUACAUCCUGAUCCGAGACCUCCACAGCCUGAGGACGGCGACAUUCCGAAGGCAGCAGGCGCUCUACUGGGAGUCCGAGGGCAGCCAGGCUGAGAUGGAGUUUAGCCAGGGCUUCCUGGAAACACACAGCCUGCGCGGCCAGUACUGGACACUGCGCUGGAGCGCAGGAGCGGGGCAGGGCCCUGCCCUUGCUUCCUCUCCAGGAGCAUCCCUCAGUUGACCCGUGGGUGCAAAGGGUGCCUGCCCCCAGUCCUGGAAGGGAAAGGAAGGAACCUGACAUUGAUAAGCACCUAUUA